AUGACUGAAACUAUAGCAGACAUGGGCCUUCCCCAUAAAGAUGAUGAGGAGCUUGAACUUGAAAAGCUUGUAUUUGGGGAUAUUGAAGGAUUCCAGACGAAUUUGAAAAAGUUGGAUAAUUUAUUUGAAUACUCUUCUGAUGAUGAGGAUGACACUGGUGACAAUUUUUACGAUGUGAAUAGUGAUAUUGAAGAAAACGACAAUGAAGGGGCUUUACUGAACAAUGAAAUGUUUUUUAUUGAUGAAAGCGGUGUAGAUAAAGUUAAUGAAGAUGAUAACAUGGAAGUUGACAGAAAAGAAGGAAGCUCUGACGAAGAUGGAGACGAUUCUGAAUCCGACGCAGUUUGGGAAGAUAGCGAUGAUGAAAGAAUCCAGAUAUCAUUAAUGGGCUCUUCAAAGGUUAAAAAACUCAGAAGCUAUGAGGAAGAGACAUCUAUAAAUGGUAAAUCAUUUCUUAGGAGAUUGAGAUCACAGUUCGAGAAGAUAUAUCCAAAACCUGAAUGGGUAGAAAAGUUAGAGAUGGAUCCGGAAAUACAUCUGUCUGAUGAGUAUUACGAUGGCGAUGAAAAUGACGAGAAUAGACAUAGACCCGGAGAGAACGACUCGAAUGCCGUGCUAAGAAUCUUGUCAAGUACUCAAAAGUUCAUUAUUAACAAGCAAUUAAAAUUAAUUUCUCCCAACAAAAUAUCAAUUUCCAGGCUUAAAGAUGUCAGUCAUCAAAAUAAUUCAAAAGCUGCAAUUCAGUCAAUGUCCUUCCAUCGUAGUCAUCCUUUAUUAAUUACUGGCGGUUUUGACAGAACAGUGAGGGUUUUUCAUAUUGAUGGAAAGGUUAAUAGCAUGGUCACAAGUCUUCAUUUCCGAAAUUCACCGAUUUCGACUUGUCAAUUUUCAAGUAUAGGCACUGAGGAUAACCAGAAUGUAAUAUUUGCAGCUGGAAGAAGACGGUACAUGAACAAGUGGGAUUUGAAUAGUGGUCAAGUCGAAAAAAUUUCGAGACUCUACGGCCAUGAAAAAUUUCAAAAAUCUUUUGAAUAUUUCAAAAUUUCUCCAAAGGGGACCUUUAUUGGACUUACAGGAAGUAGUGGAUGGUGUAACAUCCUUAGUGGUCUUACGGGCCAGUGGGUGAACGGAUUUAAAAUAGAAGGAACUAUUGUAGAUUUUGAGUUCUCAAAGGAUGAGUCCUUCUUGAUAGUGAUAAACUCUGCAGGUGAUGUUUGGGAAUACAAUUUAGCAAGCACUUUUAAUAGUAAGAAUAUGCAAAGCAAAAUCAUCAGAAGAUGGCAAGACGAUGGAAGCGUUGGAGUUACGAAAAUGAAAUUGGGAGGACAAAGAGAUCGUUGGCUAGCCAUAGGCACUAACAAUGGUUUCGUGAAUUUGUACGAUCGUAAUACAUUCUCUAAUGGAAACCCAAAGCCCUUUAAAGUAAUAGAGAAUUUGACAACAUCUGUUUCAAAUUUAUCUUUUUCUCCAGAUGGUCAAAUUUUGUGUAUUUCUUCGAGAGCGAAGAGAGAUGCUUUGAGAUUAGUUCAUUUACCGACUGGAUCUGUUUAUGCAAACUGGCCAACUAGUGGAACUCCAUUAGGUAGAGUUACUGCUGUUGAUUUUUCACCAAACAAUGAAAUUCUCGCUAUCGGAAAUGAAGCAGGAAAAGUAACCUUGUGGAGAUUAAAUCAUUUUUAG
Priceomyces carsonii is the source of this 1680-nucleotide messenger RNA. RefSeq names its product Utp18p (gene UTP18). Lineage: Eukaryota; Fungi; Ascomycota; Pichiomycetes; Serinales; Debaryomycetaceae. The transcript has a single exon. The coding region runs from base 1 to 1680 and encodes 559 amino acids. Gene Ontology annotation, cellular component: Pwp2p-containing subcomplex of 90S preribosome; small-subunit processome. Gene Ontology annotation, biological process: rRNA processing. Gene Ontology annotation, molecular function: protein binding. The record is from RefSeq and is a predicted model, not a curated record.